GUUUAUUUGCAGCUGGGCAGGCGGAGCAGCGGCAGAGCGCGAGCAGCCGGCAGCGGCUCGGGCUCCUGCCUGCCCCGGCGGCACCAUGCUAGCGGCGCCGCCCGCCCGCGCCCGGCAGGAGGAGGAUGCCCCGCGCCCGCGAGGAUGGUGACAGCCUCCGCCAGCGGCAGGAGCCGGGACCGAGCGCCGCUGCAGCCGCCGUCCCCGCCUCCUUCUCCUGUCCCCGCCGCCGCGGCUCCCGCCUGGCCCGGCUCCGGCCGCUCCCCGGCCGCGGCGCUGCUGCUGGCCGGGCUGUGCGCCCUGUGCUACGGCAGCUCCCUGCGGGGCGAGUUCGUGCACGACGACGUGUGGGCGAUCGUCAACAACCCGGACGUGCGGGCGGCGGCCCCCUGGGCGGGCGUCUUCGCCAACGACUUCUGGGGCAAGGGCAUGGCCGAGAACAGCAGCCACAAGUCCUACCGCCCCCUCUGCGUCCUCACCUUCAAGCUAAACAUAUUGUUGGCUGGUAUGAACCCAUUCUAUUUCCAUGCAGUAAAUGUAUUUUUACACUGUCUAGUGACUCUUGUCCUGAUGUAUACUUGUGACAAAGCUGUAUUCAAGGACAGUCGACUGGCUUUUGUCACGGCUCUCUUCUUUGCUGUGCAUCCUAUUCACAGUGAGGCUGUAACAGGUAUUGUAGGCAGAGCAGAUGUCUUAGCCUGUCUACUGUUUCUAUUGGCUUUUCUCUCCUAUAAUAGGAGUGUGGAUCAUUUUUAUGUUGGGGAACAUUUCCCUCCCACUGCCUCUCCAUUCUUCUUGCUGCUUAGUUUAUUUCUUGGGACCUGUGCAAUGCUGAUGAAAGAAACUGGAGUCACUGUGUUUGGUGUAUGCUUGGUUUAUGACUUGCUUUUCCUGUCCUACAAUAGACUUAGACUGAGAAAUGGAGGGGUGCAUCAGAGGUUCACACGGCAGCCUGCAGCUUCUUCAUCUGCUUCGCUGCAGAUUCCUCCAUCCAGCAGGGAGAAUGGGAAGCACCGGUUUGCUCACAAAGGAACCUGGAACUCAUGCCACCCUGCAUCAUCUGAAGAGCAAUGGAGCAGCAGCCUUUCUGUCUCAAACAAAGCCAUGUGGGCUAUUCUUAGCUACCUGACUGCAAGUAACAACCAGAAUUUCUUGUAUACUGCAAGGCCAUUUUUGAAGAGGGCUGCUUUAGUAAUAAGUUAUGUGAUUCUUGUUUUAUAUUUCCGUUUCUGGAUAAUGGGAGGUUCCAUGCCAAUGUUUUCAGAACAGGACAAUCCAGCUUCAUUCUCACCUUACUUACUUACAAGAUUUCUAACUUAUUCAUACCUCCUGGCGUUCAAUUCCUGGCUUCUGCUAGCACCAAUUACUUUGUGCUAUGACUGGCAAGUCGGGAGUAUUCCUUUAAUUGAGUCGAUAUGGGAUGUGAGGAAUUUAGCUACAGUUCUCCUGGUGGUGGUGAUGAUAUUACUCAGCUUACAUUGCAUAACAGCAUUCAAGAAACUGGAACAUAGAGAAGUUUUAGUUGGCUUGUUGUUCCUGGUUUUCCCAUUUAUCCCAGCCAGCAACCUCUUCUUCAGGGUGGGAUUUGUGGUGGCAGAGCGAGUCCUUUACAUGCCAAGUAUGGGGUACUGCAUCCUUUUGGUCCAUGGUUUGAAAAAGCUCUGUGCCUGGUUAAAUCGAUGGGGAACUACUGCUCUGACUCUCUCUGCUUUGCUGCUGCUGCUGCUGUUCUCUUGGAAAACUGUGAAACAGAAUGAAAUCUGGUUGUCAAGAGAAUCCCUCUUCAGGUCAGGUGUGCAGACUCUGCCCCAUAAUGCCAAGGUACACUACAACUAUGCCAAUUUUCUGAAGGACCAGGAUCGUAACAGCGAAGCCAUCUAUCACUACAAAACUGCCCUCAAAUUGUAUCCUCGUCAUGCAAGUGCCCUGAACAACCUUGGUACGUUGACCAAAGACUUGAUGGAAGCAAAGGAAUACUACAGAAGAGCUCUUCAGUUAAACCCACAGCAUAAUCGAGCUCUCUUCAAUCUUGGAAAUCUGCUCAAGUCCCAAGGGAAGAAAGAGGAAGCUGUGUUCUUAUUGAGAGAUUCCAUUAAAUAUGGUCCAGAGUUUGCAGAUGCUUACUCAAGUCUUGCGUCCCUGUUGGCUGAACAGGAACAAUUUAAAGAAGCCCAGGAGGUUUAUCAGGCUGGGAUAGAGAAUUGUCCAGAGAGCUCUGAUCUGCAUAAUAACUAUGGUGUUUUCUUAGUUGAUACUGGGGCUCCUGAGAGAGCAGUGUCCCACUACCAGCAGGCCAUCUGGCUCAGCCCAAACCAUUAUGUGGCCAUGGUGAACCUGGGCAGGCUCUACCGCUCUCUGGGGCAGAACAAAGAGGCUGAAGCUUGGUACAAACGAGCGUUGAAAGUAUCACGGAAGGCAGAAAUUCUGUCGCCACUGGGAGCUCUCUACUACAACACGGGGCGGUAUGAAGAAGCUUUACAGGUUUACAGGGAAGCCGCAGCACUCCAGCCUUCAAACAAGGAGAUUCGACUGGCACUGGCACAGGUUUUAGCAAUGAUGGGACAAACAAAGGAAGCUGAAAAAAUGACUAACCAUAUUGUGACAGAAGAGGCCAAGUGUCUAGAAUGCUACCGCCUUUUAUCAGCCAUCUACAGCAAGCAGGAGCGUUACAGCAAGGCCCUUGAAGCUAUAGAUAAAGCUCUGCAGCUAAAACCAAAGGAUCCAAAAGUCAUAUCGGAACUCUUUUUUACUAAAGGAAAUCAGCUAAGAGAACAAAACCUUCUUGACAAGGCUUUUGAGAGCUAUAAAGUGGCUGUGGAGCUGAACCCAGAUCAAGCUCAGGCAUGGAUGAACAUGGGAGGGAUUGAGCAUAUCAAGGGAGACUACGUCAAUGCACGUAGCUAUUACGAGAAAGCUUUACAGCUGGUUCCAAACAGCAAGCUACUGAAGGAGAAUCUGGCUAAACUGGAUCGCUUAGAGAAACGAUUGCAGGAAGUCCAGGAGAAAGAUCAGACGUAGCUAGUGGAAGGAGCUUCAUGCCCCUUGCAGAAGAAAGAGAAGUGGAACCCCAUUGUCAGAAGUGACACAGAAGAAGCUGUGAUGUGACUCAGAAUAAAGGAGGGCAAAUUUGGGGUGCACAUUUGUGUAUCACCAAAGUUGCUGGAGACCCAUCAUUUCUAUAGGGUAUGCUGAAAAAUGAGUGAAAACCCUGUUUUAAUCAAGAUUUAUGUUUGGGUUGGAUGCAUAUCACUGCCAUUAAUGCUGUAAUGUAAUGGGAGAUGCACCUUUGAUGUCCUGGUCUCUCACUUCCCAAGCUGGGUGGGCUGUAGAGGCAAAGUUCUCAUCCACUGUGGCAAGGGAUGGAGCAGUGCUUCUUGUUGUGAGUCAACACUCACCCAUCUAGCCCACUUAAGGAGUACUAUUAAUGGUCUCUAAAGCAUGCCCCAUAAAGUCCUCCUCAGCCAGAACGACGGUGACAAUGAUCAGCAGAGAGCGUCAAAGGUAGUUACAGGGUUAAAGCUGGGAGAAAUGGUGGCCAUUUUUAGGUCUCCAACAAUGACUUGAAAAUGACCCCAAGGAAAUGGAGAAUGAUGUGUGGACAUGGCUGUCUCUGAAAGUGGUGAUUCUAUGACUAGGGCUGCUAGUCCUUUGAGGAAAAACCUCAGUUGAAUGGUUUACUCUGAAGAUAAUCAUUUUUGUAACUAUUCAGAUUAAUGAUAUCACAAAAUUGUCAGAAAUCACAUGACUUUUUUCGCCCAAUCAGAAUGCUAAUUUCUAUGAAAAAAUUGGAACUGUCCGAUGGAAAUAUGGAAUUCUUUAAUGGCUCCACCUCCCUCCGUCCCCCACCCCCUCAAAACUAUAUUUUUAAAUAUUGAUGGAAAGGCAAGUUUGCUUCAGAAUAUGGACAUUUAUUUUUGAGUGUUAUUUAUUUUUAACUUAUAAUAAAAUGUUUAAUAUAUUUUACUCUGUUUAUAAGAGUUGGACAACAUCCCUCACAGCUGGCAAUGUGGCUUGUGAUUGUUGCUUUUAUUGUAUAAAGUUAGAAAAUACGGCA
Molecule: messenger RNA, 4054 nt
Organism: Dermochelys coriacea (leatherback sea turtle)
Lineage: Eukaryota; Metazoa; Chordata; Testudines; Dermochelyidae
Gene: TMTC1
Product: transmembrane O-mannosyltransferase targeting cadherins 1
Exons: 20
Coding region: 145-3018 (957 amino acids)
Biological process (GO): RNA processing; protein O-linked glycosylation via mannose
Molecular function (GO): protein binding; mannosyltransferase activity
Source: RefSeq, a predicted model, not a curated record